UCUCCCAGAAACCGAGCGGCGCCGACUUCAUAGGCUUGUUGAGCAGCGCGCUCAGGUGGAUAGGUAACAGCUUGGGUUCCAUGGUGUCGGCAGAAUGGCCAACGGAUGCUUAAUGAGGUAUCGCGGCUGCUAUCUAGGUACCAGGACUCGAGGCCGAAAUUAUUUUAUGUCGGUCGUCAACAUCACCAAGCUAUUGUCAGACUGUGGGGUUGGGAAUGUUUUACGAAAGAGCAAAGAUAGUAUCGAGCGACAAGUGUCUCCAGCGGUGACCGGUCGUUUCAAUUGUGCCUACAGCCAUCCUCGGCUUGUCUCCCAGAGAGAUCAUCAUUUUGCGGUGCCUCGGCGCCAGAUCUGUAGCCGGGAGCCUCGAAAACACCAUGUGGACGUAACAGGACAAUAUAAUACCAUCUACCAGUAUCCGAUAAACCGAUUAAUAGCGGGCUCGUUUUGCCAUGUCGUUACAGGGGUUUUUGUUUGUUUUUUUUUUUUGUUUGCACGCAUGACGAUCACCAAUGACCCCUCUGCUCCGGCCCUUGUCGGCGCACGCAGAAGGUAGAUUUGUAUGGAGCUGCAAGGCAAUUCGCCGAGGGGCCGCCCUGGAGCCUAGGGUGGCAUCGUUAAGCAGUGCGGUGGGAACAAUCCUGCGAUGCGCAGCAAAUAUUCUUGACGUAGAGAGAGCCUCAAGGUUUCCUCUCGGCGAGAUCGUGUUCCUCCCCUGUAUGUGCCGGCAUAGGGCCACAUCCGCGCCGAAUUCGAUGGAAUGGGAAGGUAAAUAGGCUUUCGCCAUGGAAAGGAGCCAGACAAG
Molecule: messenger RNA, 805 nt
Organism: Durotheca rogersii
Lineage: Eukaryota; Fungi; Ascomycota; Sordariomycetes; Xylariales; Xylariaceae
Exons: 1
Coding region: 95-556 (153 amino acids)
Source: RefSeq, a predicted model, not a curated record